Molecule: messenger RNA, 1626 nt
Organism: Mauremys reevesii (Reeves's turtle)
Lineage: Eukaryota; Metazoa; Chordata; Testudines; Geoemydidae
Gene: CFAP36
Product: cilia and flagella associated protein 36
Exons: 11
Coding region: 225-1550 (441 amino acids)
Cellular component (GO): ciliary base; axoneme
Source: RefSeq, a predicted model, not a curated record
CUGUGCCACAGUGACGCUGCUGCCGCGCGCUUCACACCGUUUAACGCAAGGAAGAAAGCGCGCGACGGGAUCGAAUUCUCCGCGGAUGCGCGCGCUCCCUGUGUGACGACCAAUGCGAUAGUGACCUAACGAAGCCCCAACCGCCGCCGCAACUCUACCCGGGCCUUCCUGUGUUCCCCCGGAGCUUGUGCGCGGGCAGUCGGCAGCGGCCCGGACGCGCCCCGAUGGCGGCGGAGGGGGAGGCGGAGGCGGAGGCGGACGUGGAGUGGGUAGUAGACAGCAUCGCCGGCUUCCUGCGCGGGCCCGCCUGGUCCAUCCCCAUCCUGGAGUUCCUGGAGCAGAAGUGCGCGGCACAUAGAGACAUUCUGCUUGGAGGAAAUACAGGAGGUACUAUUGCACAGUGGAAAGGGUUCUCCUCAUCACACCUACCUGCAGAAAUGGGAGAUAUUCCAGAUAUGCUGCCAAUCCACGGAUGUCACCUCUAUCCUGGCAGCAAUUGCUACCUUCCACCAGGAGGUGGAAGACUAUUUGAUUGUCUCUCACCUGACUACAAAGAAAAAGUUUUUGAUGAUGAAGAAGAAAGCAAGUUGUCCUAUACGGAGAUUCAUCAGGAGUACAAAGCUCUGGUUGAAAAACUGCUAGAAGGUUAUCUUAAGGAAAUUGGAAUUAAUGAAGAAACAUUUCAAGAAGCGUGUUCAUCUCCUCUUGCAAAGUCACAUACAUCACAGAUUUUUUUCCCCCCAAAGGCCAUUUUGCAACCAGUGUUGGCAGCAGAAGAUUUUAGAUUAUUUAAGGAAAUGAUGGUACAGAAAAACAUUGAAAUGCAGUUGCAAGCCAUUAGAAUCAUUCAAGAAAGAAAUGGUGUGCUACCUGACUGUUUGACAGAUGGUUCUGAUGUGUUCACUGAAAUUGAACAACAAGAAAUGAAAAUACUCAGAGAGGUUCUUAGGCAGUCUAAGGAAGAGUAUGAAAUGGAGCAAGAAAGGAAAAGGUCUAAAGAGACACAUGAUAAAUUGAAGUCAUCAGAUGUUACAUACGGCUGUCCCGGAUAUUCAAGAGAAGCAAAAGUUAAGGAAUCCACUGAAGAUAUUGAGAGAGUUGAUGAUUUUGAAGAAAUUGCAAAAUUAUCAUUAGAAGAAACAAACAAACCUACUAAGGAAGAUUUAAGGCCCGUGCAUCCUCUACUAAGAGUGAUAGAACCUCCUCCGCAGCCUUCUGAGCCUACCAAAGUGAAAGAAGAAAUUAAGAAAAAGGGAACUGGAAAUUGUUCAGAGAAUGCAACAAGAGAAGCUGGGCCUGAGGGAUUUAAUUUAUCAGAGUUUGAACCGCACCACCUCAGACAACGAGAAGACUAUUUAAAACAGAAGCGAGAUACACUGAUGGCUAUGAAGAAGGAAUCAAGAAAUAAUCUACCACCACCAAAUAUAGAUCAGAAAGAAGAGGCAUUAUCUUCUAAAGAGGAAAUGUCAGAAGAGGAGCAGCAAAGACUACUGCUAAAGAGGAGAAUGCUUGCAGCAAAACUUAAAGAAGAAGUUAUUAACAAACGCUAAGUUUUAAGACUCUCAUUGUAAGAAUACUUGUGGACAAGAAUUGAAUUUCUUUUAGAAUAAAUUAUUUAACCAUAAA